Molecule: messenger RNA, 962 nt
Organism: Trichoderma asperellum CBS 433.97
Lineage: Eukaryota; Fungi; Ascomycota; Sordariomycetes; Hypocreales; Hypocreaceae
Biological process (GO): GPI anchor biosynthetic process
Cellular component (GO): endoplasmic reticulum
Source: RefSeq, a predicted model, not a curated record
CCAACUACAACAAUUUAAGCAAAGCACCUCCACGGCCCUCGCUUGGCCGCAUAUAACCCCACCAUGUCUGGCUCAGACGUGGACGGAUCUGAUGGCGAAUACAUCUCCGACAACCUGUCUUCAGGCUCCUCCGACCAGGAAUCGCCGCCGCCGCCUCUGUCGCAGAACUACUUCGCGCCUCCAUUCUAUGGCCGACCGCCCACGCCUCUGCCCCCAUCACCAUCUCUAACGUCGCUCCUACGGCCCUCGCGCCCGACGACUCCAGAUGCCUCAGACGACGACAUCGCUCCCGUGCCGCGCACGGCGCCCAAGGUGCCGACGUACGAGUACUACGGCUUCGUGCUGUACCUGUUCAGCAGCCUGAUAUUCCUCAUGUACCUGCUUUGGAGCUACCUCCCGGCGCCGUUCCUGCACGCGCUGGGCAUCUUCUACUAUCCAGACCGCUGGUGGGCGCUGGCAGUGCCGGCGUUCCUGGUGAUGACGGUGGUCUACAUCUACGUGGCGCUGGCGGCGUACAAUCUGGAGAUCUUGACGGUGCCGAUGACGAGCGUGGAGACGAUUGUGGACGGGGCGGGGGCGCUGGCGAUGAUUGAUUCGAAGGGGAGGCUGAAGGGGAGCAACAAGAGGGAAAAGAAAUGCGAAAGCAAUGGGAGGCUGAGAUGGAGGGAGAUUUGGAACGAGGGAACUGAUGCGGUGCUGGAUGUUCCAUUGGCGGGAGUCUGUGAGGUGUUGUAUGGAGAGGGCAGGGAUGCGUCCGAUAGCGAUGAGGAGAUAUGACGGGAUCUGACAGAAGCUACUUCGAAGCGAACUGGGACUGAUUUGUAUGAUUAUCUAUUGCGGCGUUUUUGAAAGACAAGCGGCUGGAGGAUUGAUAUUGACACUUAGAUAUACCUAUAGUAGGUACGGCUGUAUACCAAUGAUGAAUUCGUUUGGCAUGAGCAAUAAAAUGAUGCCAUUGGCAC